Microcebus murinus (gray mouse lemur) is the source of this 1423-nucleotide messenger RNA. The record is from RefSeq and is a predicted model, not a curated record. NCBI's taxonomy places the organism in Eukaryota, Metazoa, Chordata, Mammalia, Primates, Cheirogaleidae.
UUGAGAGGGGCUGCCACCGGGGCAGGGGGCUCAGAGAGGUGGGAGGGGCGGGGAGGGGACUGCUCCGGGACUAGCGGAUGGUGUGGGCGGCAGUCCCGCCCAGCUGAUUGUCACAUUGUUUUAAAGGUCAUUUGGGCGGCUGGGGGGCCCAGUGAUGCAUCCCAGAGACCCCUCCAGUUGAGACUGAAGCUCGGGGUCUGGGCAGAAAAGGGGGAGAGGCUCGGGGAAGAAAACAAGACCAGACCCAGCCUCCCCAAGCCCCUGGACCCGCUCUCUCCACCCUCUGUAUUGAUCCCCUUCCCCGCUUGGUAUCAAUUGAUCACUGCCCCUGCUGAAAAGAAGGGCUGCCCUUUAAAACGGUUGAGAAAGAGGCUCAGUCGGAGGAGCAGCGUUAAUAUUAAUCAACACAGGCCGCUCUCGGAAGGAAGCAGGGGGAGGAGGAGACAAAGAAGGAGCUCUGCGGAACAGCCCGCGUGUUGCCGCGGAGAGGGGAUGGGUUGGCGGGCUGGAAGCAGCGAGGUGUGGGGCGCAGGGGGGCUCCUGCGGGCAGGGCGGGCUAGACCUGUAUGUGACAUGUGUGUGCGCGUGCGUGCAGGGGUGUUGAGCACACGCUCUCCGCAGUCCCUGCUGCUGUCCCUGACAUUCCUGGAGCCUCCCCUGUCUCCUGAUUUUCGGGGGGAAACUCCAGCCCCCUGGCCCAGUGGACCUGAGGGAGGGUGGGGGGAGACAGGCUGCUGUCCGCAGGCAGCUGAGCCCUGCUGUGGGCUUGGGGCGCCAGCCGGGUGGUGUUUAUUUAAAACAAAAAACAACGGCCUGGGUGCGAGCCCGUGUGUGCGUGGUGCGGGGCAGGCUCCAGGAGGAGGAGCCAGAGCUGCCUUCAGCGGCGCAUCCCCAGGAGGCAGGAGGUUAAGCCCGGGCACAGGGACCUGGAAGGAGGCGGGGGAUGCUGGGUGUUUACCAGAUAGCGUCCUCGGUUUCCCUGCGGGAGACCUGGCAGGGGCACCUUCUGCAAAGUCAGUCGAGUGUGGUCCUGCCUCAAGGAUUUUUCUAACCCAGGCUCCUCUAAUUCUUGGCUUUGGGGGUCUGAAAAUGUGGCGCCUCUAGUGUCCUGGGUGGGGGGGUUGUCGUGUGUGUUGGGGGCAGGUCCAGCCCAUAAAGCUGCGCCCCGGUUCAUGUGUGUAUCGACCGGGGGGCGGGGGCCCUGGAAUGACAGUCCCCUCUGGCAACGGCGUGUCGUGGGUCCUUAGCCUGGCUGGGCACAGCUUCAAGGGCAUCUCUUAUCUCCUGGUGUCCAGGGCAACCUCAAAAGUACAUGGCCACCUUACUACCCGUUCCCGCUUAAGCAUCCUUACAAAGCAAACAAACAAAACCUCCAAAUAUAAGACAAAAAAGCUCAGCCACGUGACAGCCAGCAACCAGACAC